Messenger RNA from Drosophila albomicans, 1784 nucleotides. RefSeq lists its product as uncharacterized. NCBI's taxonomy places the organism in Eukaryota, Metazoa, Arthropoda, Insecta, Diptera, Drosophilidae. The transcript is spliced from 2 exons. The record is from RefSeq and is a predicted model, not a curated record. The coding region runs from base 1232 to 1759 and encodes 175 amino acids.
AUAAUCCAUAUAUAUUCGGUCUCAAAAUAUUAUUUUUAAAUUAUGCUGCCAAAUUUGAUUUCACGUCUUGCGUCUCAUGUGCGAUGCACAGAGGCAACAAUAUAUUUAACUCAUAGACUAUAUGCUAAGAGCUCAAAGACAGAUGAUAAGAAUAGUCCCGAACGCAGCUGCAAGCGAACACCGAAGAAAAAGAAGUGUACGAAAGUUCCAGCUCCAAGCCCGAGUUUCUCAGAAUGCAAAAAGGAACCCAUAAGUCCAAGGAAAACAAGCGAGUGCGACUGUCUGAAGCGACCAAAUUUGUGUCCGACCAAUGACAACAAAUUGCAAUAAAAUAAUAAAUAGAACUUAGCAACCCAAAUUGAAACUUCAAAGAUUAUAUUAUGCUUUCUAUUCAAAUUUAUUAAAGAUUGAAUACUAAAUAUUAUUAUAUUUUUCCUCAAUAUCAAAAUUCUAAAAAAGAAUGAAAUCGUUAAGGUCGAUUAAUAUCGGUAGCUUGUUGGGUAAGACUUGCGAAGCUCUUCGUAUGGCUGGCCACCCAACAUUGUUGAACAAUUCUUGUUGCAAGCUACGCAAUGAAGCUCGAAAAUUGGCUGUGCUACGGAGACGGAAACGAUUUUCUCUUUUCGAUCGGCAGUUCUACAGACCCCGUCCAAUUAAUCAGCGCAUAUUUAGUCGCACCUGGCUAAGGAAGAUAGAAUCUGAAGAAGAACCGAUGCCUGCACAACCAUUUGAUCGAAGUGUGUUGACGUCGCUUACAAAAAGAAUUUCCGACUGUGAACCUGCUUUUAACGAUUUUAAAUCUAAUUGUGAUAUGCGCAAGCGAAAAAUUUCACAAUCGUGCAAAGUAGAACCCAAAGUUGUUAAAAGUAGUAGAUGUAGAAAUAAACAGCGAGGAAGUGGGAACGUUAAAAAGUCGAAAGCUUCCCCAAUCAACUUAGCGAUUUGUAAACUUGGUUCCUUGAAGCAUAAGUCAACGCGAAUAUCUUAUCCUCGUAAUAACUGCAUUAUCAGAACUAGCGCAUUUUCUUUGGAUCGUAGCACAUAUUAAAAAAAAUGAAAUCAUGUAACUCGUAUAAUUAUGCUCGUAAAUUAAAAUAUAACUAAGUAACCUAAGCUUAACUUCUAACCAAGUGUUUUAAACUGUAUUCUAAAUAUUUCAAAUGCUGUCAAAAUUUAAAAAUAAUAAAUUGAUCUUUUGGUUGAUAGAAUCAAAAUUAUUAUAAAAACAAAAAUGCGGUCACUGAAGCCCUUCAUUCAGCUAGCAAAUAAAGCAGGACGCGGUGUCCACGUGGUUACCAAUCGAACUAAUCUCAAGAAUAGUUGUUGGGAGCUCCGUAAGGAUACUCGUCAGGCUAACCGUAAUUUCAACGGAUCUCAUGAGGGCAGGAAUCAUCAGUCCUAUCGAUCCAGUCCAGUUGAUCAGCAAUUUGGCAACUGGCCUAGUUCAGAGACGAUAGAUAAAGCUGGUUCCUCAAUGCUGAACCGUACUUCGGAAUAUAAUUCAACUUCGAGAGCCGAUUGUACGCACUAUACGCCAACAUCAAUGGCGGAUCGUAGAUAUUAUCGCACUUGGAACGAUUAUGGAGAGUGCAUUCAAUUCAUGAAACCAACCUUGCGGAUGCAGGAAUUCAAACGUCCUCCGGUGCGCAAACGUGUGCUUCCUUUUAAAUUACAGGCGGAUGAAGAACCGAAGCUCAAGAAAGAAACUUACUAUAAUUGCAAUGGGCUGGAUUUUGGUAUUCUUUCCUUUGGACCAUAGCUUUGAAUAAAUCUUAUUUUGCUUA